This is a messenger RNA of Phaethon lepturus (White-tailed tropicbird), 2986 nucleotides long. Its product is annotated as CUB and sushi domain-containing protein 1-like. The record is from RefSeq and is a predicted model, not a curated record. NCBI's taxonomy places the organism in Eukaryota, Metazoa, Chordata, Aves, Phaethontiformes, Phaethontidae. The annotation marks the transcript as partial. The transcript has 20 exons.
UUAUCUCCUGUGGUGGUCUUCCAUCUCCACCAAAUGGAAAUAAGAUUGGAACCUUAACAGAGUAUGGAGCUACUGCAAUAUUCACCUGUAACACAGGAUAUACAUUAGUUGGUUCUCACGUGAGAGAAUGCUUGGCAAAUGGUCUCUGGAGUGGUACUGAAACUCAAUGCCUAGCUGGUCACUGUGGUUCUCCGGAUCCAAUUGUAAAUGGUCAUAUUAGUGGAGAUGGUUUCAGUUAUCGUGACACUGUAGUCUACCAGUGUAAUCCUGGCUUUCGACUUGUUGGUACAUCUGUCAGAAUUUGCCUACAGGAUCACAAGUGGUCUGGACAAACUCCCGUUUGUGUCUCAAUCACAUGUGGACAUCCUGGGAAUCCAGCUCAUGGCAUGACUAAUGGCAGUGAGUUCAAUUUAAAUGAUGUUGUAAAUUUUACUUGCAACACUGGAUAUUUACUUCAGGGUGCUUCUCGAGCACAGUGCCGAAGCAAUGGGCAGUGGAGUAGCCCUUUACCCAACUGCCGAGACAGCUCCAAGUUAGACAGCUUGUUGAAAAGUGGUUUAACAAUAAAGCAGUGUAGGCAAUCCAGGAGGCUCCUGGAGUGCAUGGAGGAUAACUUCUUAAGACAGGUAAUAGACAGGCCUACCAGAGGGCAUGCCAUAUGUCACCUGUUGGUCACAAACACACUGGUGAACUGUUCUGAUCCUGGCUUUGUGGAAAAUGCAAUUCGGCAUGGGCAGCAGAAUUAUCCUGAAAGUUUCAAAUACGGAACAAGCGUGGCAUACCAUUGCAAGAAGGGCUUUUAUCUGUUGGGCUCAUCUGCUUUGACCUGUAAAGCUAAUGGCUUAUGGGAUAGAUCACUACCAAAGUGUUUGUCCAUUUCUUGUGGACAUCCUGGGGUACCUGCCAACGCAGUUCUUUCAGGAGAUAAAUUUACAUAUGGCUCUAUAAUUCACUAUUCUUGCACAGCUGGUCGAAAACUCAUAGGAAACUCUACUAGGGAGUGCCAAGAAGACAGCCACUGGAGUGGGACUCUCCCUCACUGUUCAGGAAAUAACCCUGGCUAUUGCGAUGAUCCAGGAAUACCAGCCCAUGGAUCUAGACUAGGGGAUGAGUUCAAAAUAAAAAGUUUGCUACGUUUCUCAUGUGAAAUGGGUUAUCAACUGAGAGGAUCUGCAGAACGAACAUGCCUCCUUAAUGGUUCCUGGUCAGGUAUACAGCCUGUGUGUGAAGCUGUAUCUUGUGGGAACCCUGGCACCCCAGCCAACGGUAUGAUAAUAUACACUGAUGGAAUAUUAUUCUCCAGCUCAGUCAUUUAUGCCUGCUGGGAAGGUUACAAAACUUCAGGGCUGACUACUAGACAUUGUACUGCUAAUGGGACAUGGACUGGCACUGCUCCAGACUGCACAGUGAUCAGCUGUGGAGAUCCAGGUGCAUUAGCAAAUGGCAUUCAGUUUGGAAAUGAUUUUACCUUCAAUAAGACAGUCACCUAUCAGUGCAAUCCAGGAUACUUGAUGGAGCCUGCCAUUUCAUCUACCAUGCGUUGUAUAAAAGACAGCACUUGGAACCAGAGUAAACCAAUUUGCAAAGCUAUUACCUGUGGCCCCCCUCCACCAGUACUCUAUGGGAAAGUGGAAGGAUCUGAUUAUCGUUGGGGUGCCAGUGUGAGUUACAGCUGUGCAGAAGGCUAUCAGCUGUCUAACACAGCUAUUCUCUCCUGUGAGGGUCGAGGAAUUUGGCGGGGAGACAUCCCACAAUGUUUACCUGUUUUUUGUGGUGAUCCUGGCACUCCAGCAGAAGGACGCCUCAGUGGAAAAAGUUUCACCUACAGAUCUGAAGUUAGCUUUCAGUGCAGACCCCCUUUUAUUCUGAUAGGCUCUUCAAGAAGAUCCUGUCAAGCAGAUGGUACUUGGAGUGGAAUUCAGCCAACAUGCAUCGUGUUCAGCACAAAAGCAGACUUGGUUGCUAAGAGGGAAUCACAUAGUGCAGAAAGAUCCACUGGAUCAAGUCCUGUGCUGUCUACCUGGUGGGUGUGCCUGGGCAUCCCCAAAGGAAAUACACCACCAGAAUGUGAAGUGGACGUUGGGAGCACAGUCUUUUUCAGAUGCAGAAAAGGUUAUCAUAUUCAGGGAUCUACCACCCGCUCUUGUCUUGCUAACUUAACCUGGAGUGGCAUACAGUCUGAAUGCAUUCCUCAUGCUUGCAGGCAGCCAGAAACACCGGCACACGUAGAUGUGAGAGCAAUAGAUCUUCCUACUUUAGGAUAUACUUUGGUGUAUACCUGUCAACCAGGAUUUUUUCUUGCUGGUGGAUCAGAGCAUCGGACAUGUAAACCAGAUAUGAAAUGGACAGGAAAAUCACCUAUUUGUAAAAUUCCCUCAGAUGUGUUUUUUAUAAAUUCACUGUGGAAAGGGUUUUAUGAAUAUUUAGGAAAAAGACAGCCUGCUACUCUGACUGUUGAUUGGUUCAAUACUACAACCAGCAAAGUGAAUGCCACAUUCAUUGAGGCAUCCAACAUACAACUCAAACUAUCAGGUGUUUACAAGAAGGAAGAAGCCCAUUUGCUCUUGAAAGUUUUUCAGCUUAAAGGACCUACUGAUAUUUUUGUAAGCAAGUUUGAAAACGACAACUGGGCACUAGAUGGUUAUGUAUCAUCAGGUCUUGAAAGGGGUGUUUUCACCUAUCAAGGUGAUAUACAUGGAAAAGACUUUGGAAAAUUUAUGCUCCAAAGACAAGGUCCUUUAAGUGCAGACACAGACCUUUCAAAUCACUAUUAUGGUACAAACAGCAGUUCUGUGGCAGCUGCCAUCCUGGUACCAUUCUUUGCUCUAAUAUUAUCAGGGUUUGCAUUUUACCUCUACAAACACAGAACAAGACCAAAAGUACAGUACAAUGGGUAUGCUGGACAUGAAAACAGUAAUGGACAGGCUUCAUUUGAAAAUCCCAUGUAUGACACAAACUUAAAACCCACAGAGGCAAAGGCUGUGAG